This is a messenger RNA of Mycena citricolor, 248 nucleotides long. The record is from the annotation of a GenBank genome assembly. NCBI's taxonomy places the organism in Eukaryota, Fungi, Basidiomycota, Agaricomycetes, Agaricales, Mycenaceae.
UUCGCAAGUGAUAGAGUUUUCCAUCUGGAGCUGUACCUGCUACAUAAGCUAGCUAAAUGUCCCGCCAGGGGCAUCUGUUCGCACGGAAAUAAGUCAACGCGCACUCGGUGUCAUCGCAAACAUCUCCAACGACCUUCCUCGUGCCCUCGAUCUUUCUCCAACGGAGCCAUGCGUUCAACGCUGCGGCUCAGAAUUCAACUAGCGGCGUGCAGCGAGUUGAGCAUAUCCGGGAUCGCGUCGUUCUCGCG